CGGCCGAACAGACCGAGCCGAGCCGAGCCGAACCGGGCCGAACCGACCGAGCCGUGCCGAGCCGAACCGAGUGGAAUCACCCUGCCGAGCCCAGCAGAACCACCCCUGCCGAACCGAAGAGAGCCGAACCUAUCCCUACGGCACCGCACCGAACCAAACCCAUCCCUACCGCACCGAGGCCAUUCCUUCCGCACCAAGCCCGUCUCUACGGUACCGCACCGAGCCGUGCCCUAAGGCACCGCACCGCAUCCUACGGUACCGCUCCGUGCCCGCCGGUACCGCACCGAGCCCAUCCCCACAGCACCGCUCCGUGCCCGCCGGUACCGCACCGAGCCCCAGGGCACCGCAGCGCCCUGAGGCACCGCACCCUCCGGCACCGCACCGCUGCCCCGGAGCCCGCAGCCCCGCGCCCGGCGGGACCAUGAUGUCGUGUGCCGAGCUGCUGGCCGUGUGCCUGCUCUCAGCCGAUCGCGGCCACAAGCCGCACCGCCAGCCGCUGCCCAUCUUCCACGACAUUUUCCGGCGAGCCGACAAGAACGAUGAUGGGAAGCUGUCAUUCGAGGAGUUCAAGAACUAUUUUGCUGAUGGCAUCCUGAGCUCGGAGGAGCUGUGGGAGUUGUUCAGCGGCAUUGACAGGCGUCACUCAGACAACGUGGACACGGAGAAGUUGUGUGAUUAUUUCUCAGCAUACCUGGGGGAAUACAGGAACGUGCUCUCUGCCCUGGAAACCCUCAACACUGCAGUGCUGGCAGCCAUGGACAAAACCAAGCUGCGGUACGAGAGUGCCUCGAAGAUGGAGCAGUUCCUGACCCGGUUCCUGCUGCGGGAAACCAUGCACCAGCUGCAGUCACUGCAGGCGUCCCUGGAGUGCGCUGUGGACACGGUGGAGGAGCAGGCGGGACGGGACAGAAAGGAGCUGAAGAAACCUGAGGUCUCGGUUGGGCUGAGGCCGGGGAGGCGCUGUGGGCGCAGGGGACAGAAGAGCGUGUGCCUGUCCCCAACAGACCCCUACUCUGGGAUGCUGACAACAGGUGUUUGUGUGGAGGACAACAGCCAGUGGAUGGCUCAGAUCAGCAGGCUCCAGCAGCUCAUCGAGAAGCUGGAGUGCAAGAGCCCACGCCUGGAGCCGCUGAAGGAGGAAGCCAUGUGCAAAGGACAGGAUGCACACAUCCUGGUGGCCAAGAGGCAGAUCUCAGUGGCCACGAGCAGCAUCGAGGAGUUCCGGCAGGCGUUCCGCUCCUACACCGAGGGCACGGCCGGGCACAGCAGCUGCCUGCAUGUCUCUGCCUGCAAGCUGACGGACGAGGCCUGCUUCAUCCUCUACGAGUUCUGGCAGGACGUGACCUCGUGGAGAAGCCACUUGCAGUCCAGCUGCAGCAAGACUUUCCAGCAGUCCAUCCUCAGCUUGCUGGAGUCCCCGGAGCUGCUGACCACCAUGCUCUUCCCAGCUUCCUGGUGGAUCAUGAACAACAACUGACCCAGGCAGUGUCUCCAGGACACCACCAGCAUGCGGGAGGAGCAUGUGGAGCCCCGGGCACAGCCGUCCCCUUUGUCACCUCCCCGUCCCUCCAUUCCCUCCUGUGGCCAGCGGGGGCUGCCUGCCCUGGCCCUGCCAGUGUUUUGCUCCUUCGCUCUUCUCCUGUUAA
This is a messenger RNA of Ficedula albicollis (Collared flycatcher), 1646 nucleotides long. RefSeq names its product N-terminal EF-hand calcium binding protein 3 (gene NECAB3). Bases 422 to 1477 code for a protein of 351 amino acids. The transcript has 13 exons. Gene Ontology annotation, molecular function: calcium ion binding. Gene Ontology annotation, cellular component: cytoplasm; endoplasmic reticulum; Golgi cis cisterna. Gene Ontology annotation, biological process: regulation of amyloid precursor protein biosynthetic process. The record is from RefSeq and is a predicted model, not a curated record. NCBI's taxonomy places the organism in Eukaryota, Metazoa, Chordata, Aves, Passeriformes, Muscicapidae.